Molecule: messenger RNA, 3079 nt
Organism: Corticium candelabrum
Lineage: Eukaryota; Metazoa; Porifera; Homoscleromorpha; Homosclerophorida; Plakinidae
Exons: 31
Coding region: 83-2845 (920 amino acids)
Biological process (GO): extracellular matrix organization
Cellular component (GO): plasma membrane
Molecular function (GO): metalloendopeptidase inhibitor activity
Source: RefSeq, a predicted model, not a curated record
AUUUCUGGUAAUUACUAGGAAUCCUUCUCAUUGUCAUUUGUUUUCUCGCUUGAAUACGCGUACACGUCGAUCUCCAGUGCCGAUGUUUUUUCUAGCCGCCCUUUUCUCUUUCCUAGUGGCCGUGAAUGGUCAGGAAUGCGACACCAAACCUCAAGUGCGCAAUUUCACGCUUGCUGACAACGACACGAGGAUUUUCUUCUAUGGAACGUUUUCCGGCGAAGUAGUCAAAUGUCUGUGGUAUGUGAAUGACGCGUCGAACGAUACGACCAGUGGUGCUAUCAAUGGAAGUGAAAUAAGCUGUCCUUUGCCAUUGUUUAUUGUGAACCGCUUGAGUAACAAUGAAGACAUGACUGGAUCACCUUUACAAGGCACCCAAAAUCAAGCUUCUAUUGGAGGAGGCAUCGGUUUUAAAAUAGACAUACAACUUAAUGUGUAUUACACAAGCACAGUGAAUCAAAUGGCGUCAGACUGUGUGGGAGACAAGAUUUCUGUUGCUGGUGGCACAGGGCCCAUUUCGACAUUACCUCCUGAAACAAAUCCUGCUUUGCCUGCUUGCUGCGUAAGCGCUACCGACUCUACGUGUAGAUCAGAUUGCCAGGCCUCUCCAAACUUUGCUGCUUUGUCGAGAUGUGCUCUUCAGGACAUUAAUCGGAUAGUGAACUGCACAGCUGAUUCGUGUGGCUUCGACAUCUGCGAGCAACAAUACAUGCAAGACAAACGGGGUGGGCUCACUGACAUGUGUUCAAUCCUUAGUAACUAUGAAACAUGUCUCAAUGGUAUUCGGUCUGACUGUGUGGGAUACGUGUCACGAAUUCAACAGGCGAAGAUGGACGUUGCGGGUAACUUGUCGAGCAUGUGCAGCACAACAGCACCUCCCACUCUUGCACCAACAACACAAGUUCUUACAACAAAACCCACAACUCCGACACCAAUUAUCGGCAAUCCUAAAGAGAGAGACGUGGCUCAUUGCUGUCAGGCACAAAGCGCAAUAGCUGGAGAGUGUCUACAUAUGUGUGCAGUGUCAUAUCCACGUGGCUUUGAGUCGACUCCCAGUCCUGAAAAUUACACCGAACUUGAACUCGUCUGUAUUCCAGACAUCGGUUUCCAGCGCUGUCUGAGGGAACGAGCCGCUCCUUCAACAGUUCACCCGUUCACGGCCAUUCCGACGUCCCUGCCCGUCAUCAAUCAGUUGUAUGAACAGUUGAAGGAGUGUGCUGAUGAGUACGGUGGAGGUGUGGAUUGCGUUAACAGCUUGAAGUUCCCCGUCACAAACCCUCAAACGACCAUUGACAACUGCAUCACAAACAAGCCUGGAGUGGAGCGAUGCUUCCAUGACACCUCGAGUCUUUACUUUCAUUCUGACUUUCCGCAUAGCAGCUGCUGUGAGCAGGGAAUGGGUGGUGCCUGCCAGGGAGCUUGUCGAAGGGGAAUUACGGCUGUGUGGACGGCACUGUUUGGUAUUACGGACAUCGAUGAUGAUAGUAGUUUGUAUACAGCAGAGGAAGCGUUGUUAAGCUCUAUUCAGAGUACAUGUCCCAAUCUGAAAGACAUCGAAAAAUGUGCCGACGACACACCGAACUACGACGGCCCAAGCAUCGAAACAAUCGAAACUGCCAUGAACGUAUGUUGUACCUCAAGUCCACCAAAAGGAUUAGGCUGUCGGUCAGUGUGUGAGGUUCUCAGACAAAGAGAUGUUGGGAGGCCGAAUUUUGAGUUUUGUUUUACGGAGCAAGAGACCGACUUUUUGAGAUGCGCCAUCGUAGGCAGCCAAACUAACGCCAUGACACUACGAAACCUUCUUCGAUCACAGUUCUACGAUCAGUACAAAUACAAAAAUGUGAGCAGCUGCUGCAUUGAUGCACAGUCAACUCAGUGUACUACAGCAUGUCCAACUGCUCUACAGGGUAUGGGAUCUGCAGCUUGGUAUAGCAAUUGCAGGAGCAACACGGCAGAGAGUGCGCUACUCACUUGUGUAUCCAAUGUCCAGUAUGGUCCUUGUGAUGGAUCAGGCUGUCGUGAUGACAUGCAAUUUUGCAAUGGAUUUAACAACAGACAAGAACAAUUUCGUUUGUGUGGCACACUCCUUGACGGUCUGGCUGCAGCAACGUACACUGAAUGGGUCACUGAUAGAAUGAUGACAAUCGGAGGUACACAAGUCGCUCUCAAAGACGUUGCAUCUUGUGAUAUGACGCAAUUCAAAACUCUCGCUUGCUUUCGAAUGGCUCAACCAUGCCACAGAGAUAAUGAUUUGGCUUUCAUAUGCCGGGACGAUUGUGUGGAUCUUUUCACCAAAUGUAAGAGUGUCAACGAAUCUCUCUCUGCUGAAGACAUUUGUCGUCGUCUCGGAUCGUCUCAAACCGAAUGCUUUGAAUUGAGUUCAUUUACGUCAUCUACACAGCUGAUCGUACGAAGUGCAACAGUACAGUUGGAAUUGCCUACUAAAAUUUACACGAUUGCAUUGCAAGAUCCCGGUUCACAAACAUACCAAAUGUUGUCAUCUGAAGUGAAGAGUUCGUUUGAGUCUCUGUUUGUAAGUGCACCGGGUGUACAGUCCAUUGAUGUUGUCGGCUUCUCUGGAGUUGUUGGUGGCCUCGUCGUCGUCAACUUCACCCUCACCAGUCGUUCCUACUCCAACGAACCAUCAAUCGAGUCUCUCCUAUUAACACUACAAGCUUCUGUAGACAGAGGAGAAGUCGGCACGUUGGACGUCGCCACCGGUAGCUUGCAGUAUCAAAUCCGUGAGGGCGCCGGCUCUACUCCAUCUGGUUUUGCGGUUGUCAUGGCGUCCUAUGAAUUGCUGCUGACGGGAGUCCUUCUGUGUCUCACUUUCAUGUUUAACAAGUAAAAGACGCUCUGUUGCUGUACGAAACUUGUGAAUGUAGUUUGGCGUUUGUGUGUGCUUGUACUAACGUAUCACGGUCAUGUUGCAUCAUAUUAUACUGGCAUAUCAUGUGUUGGAGAUCGAUGUCGGGUAGACAUUGCAACUAGUUGGUUUAUUUGAUGUUGUUAGCACUGGUGGUUGGAAAUGUUUAGUGACGACGUGAGUUGUUUGUGCAGCUCUACCUCUUUUGUAUGGUAA